AUGAGUACUGAUAUCUCAAGUACUAGAAAAGAGGAUGCUCAAUUGUCAUUGACGGGUAUGGCAACACAACUUGGUAUCAACGCAGCUAUUGCUGUAGUUGUCUAUGCACCGAAAUAUAAGUAUGCUUCAAAAUCAAAACAGCCGCCAGAAAUAGGACAUGGAUUCUUUGCAUGGUUUGGGCCUGUGAUAUAUACGCCAGAUAAUGUCUUGAUUGAAAAAAUCGGAUACGAUGCAACGCUUUUUGUUCAAUUUCUUCGAAUGAUUCGACGUAUGCUUUAUAUCAUGACAUUCAUUGGUGGUAAUGAGAAAGACGUUCGCCCUAGAGAGUGGCCACCUGAACCUGGUGUUGAAUUUUUAUCUAUCUCUACAAUUAAUUACUAUGAUGGCAAGUUUCAUUUCUCCAAUGGAAACUUGAGCUGGUAUUGGUGUCAUGCUGUAGGGACGUGGUUAUUUUCAGUUGUUAUCUAUGUGUUCUUGUGGCGAUUUUAUAUGAAUUAUGUCAAGCUUAGAAAAGACUAUUUUGAAAGCGACGAGUAUCAAAAGUCAAUGCAUGCAAGAACACUCAUGAUAUUUAAUGUACCUCCAUCAAUGAGAAAUGACAAAGCAUUAGCCGAUUGGGUAAACGGAAUGGGACUCAAAUAUCCCGCGCAACAGAUUUGUAUUGGAACUCAAAAUGCGGAACUUGGUAAAUAUGUAGAAGAGCAUGAGGAGGCUGUCAGAAAACUCGAAAUUACUCUUUCCAACCAUUUAAAAGACGGACAAGUUGUUCAAAACAAAAAGAGACCGCUUGUACGUAUUGGUGGAUUUCUUGGUUGUUGUGGUGGAACCAAAGUAGAUGCAAUCAACUAUUAUUCUGAAAAAGUACAAGAGCUACAAGAGAAAACUACAAAAGCAAGAGCAGAGAUCUUUUCAAGUAAAAAGACAAAUUAUGGAUGGAUAUCGUAUGAAAAAGUAGAGUGGGCUCAUGCGAAUGCCAAGUAUCUAGCUUCAGCUGCUUCACCUUUACUUUCUCUACCAAAGCUUUUGACAGACGGACCCAUGCCUACAAUUGAACUUGCACCACAGCCAAAAGAUAUUAUUUGGUCUAACCUAGCCAUGAAUGAACAUGUAAGACGGACAAAACGACUUGUUGUUACUACCAUAUUCUAUGGUUUUGUCUUUUUCUGGUUUAUACCUUCUAGUUUCUUGUCUGCUUCAUCUAAUGUGAAAGGCUUUUUGCGACUCUUUCCUAAUUCAACAAAGUUCAUGAAGGCCCAUCCUACUUUUGUCUCACUUCUUAGCUCUUGGUUCACGCCUAUUGUCAUGGCCAUCUUCUUCUUUAUCCUGCCCAAGAUUUUACGAUUCAUGUCUCAGCAACAAGGAUACAUGACAGGUACAAGUUUGGAUCGUCAAGUAUUAGCAAAAUUGUUUGUCUUUUUUAUUGUCAACAACUUAUUGGUCUUUACUAUUUCUUCUACGCUCAUGUCUCUUUAUGCAGAAAUUCAACAAGCAGCAAAGAAUGGUCAGAAUUUAAACGCUCAUGAUUUCUUUUACACCAUAACAAGCAAUUUGACCCAGGUGGCAAAGAACUUGAGUGAUGUUUCAACAUAUUGGGUGAACUAUGUUUCUUUAAAAGGUCUUGGUGUUAUUGUAGACUUGGCUCAAGUAGUAGUGCUCAUUACCGUGACACUCAGAAAAUUCUUUACUCAACCAAGUCCACGUCAAUUACAAGAAUUUACAAGACCAUCACCUUUUGAUUAUCCUUUAUUUUACAACGUUUUACUCUUCUUCUUCACUGUUGGCUUGAUCUAUUCUGUCAUUGCUCCUUUAGUCUUACCCUUCACACUCAUGUAUUUCAUUCUGGCCACCAUGGUCUUCAAAUAUCUCUUGAUGUAUGUCUUUGCGACACACGUUGAAACAGGAGGUCAAAUAUGGCGACUCUUGUUUAACCGUUUGCUUGUCUCUACAACUCUGUUUCAAGUGGUCAUGAUUGGUGUCUUGAACUUGAAAAGUGCUCAAGCUCCUUCUAUGUGUUUGAUACCCUUGCCAUUUAUCACCAUCAUUUACAAGUUUAUCUGUAGUCGUCGCUUUGAUCCUCUCGUUUACUAUUAUACGCCAAAACAUACCACAGAAAACCAACUCUAUCCAGACAACGAUAUGUCGACGCCUACCACCAAGACAGGCAAGCAUUCGGUUGGAUUUCGAUUUGGCGAUCCUGCAUUUUUCGCAGAACUUCCUGUGCCUAUGGUUCAUGAGCGUGUUCGACAUUUGUUGCCAAAGGUGUACGGCAGUAGUAACAAAACAAGCAAGAAGCCCUUUAUUAGCCGUAUGACAAGACAAAAGAGCGUUCGACAUGUAUCUGUCAUUCAUUUGCAAAACAAUGCAGGAGGUGGUGGAGAACUUCAGUUCCAAAGUGUCGGAGAAAAAGACUUGGAGUUUGAUGAUUCCACCGAAGGUAUCAAAGGCAUGUACAAGUUUAAUGAAGACGAAGAGAGUGAGAACAUAGUAGAUCCCCCUAAAACAAGCUAUUACAGCAAUAGUUUCUCAAAUCAAACCAUUCAUGGUAAUUCAGCUGCUACAAAUCCUCUCCGAAGGCUAAGUAACCGUAUCAAUCAAAGCCUACCUCAUUCAAGUAAUGAUAUUUAUUCUCCUACAAGACCUCUAGUAGCAGGUUCAUCCGAGUCUUACACAGACUCUGCGCAAACAAGUACUUAUAGUCCAAUGCAGACACCUAUGUCAGAAGACAUGGAGUAUUUCGUAGCAGGAAGAGCGUAUCGUACGCAUGAUCCUCAUACUCUUGAUAGCUCAAAUGCCAUUGAAAUGGCUAAUAUGUAUCGUGCUCAACAACAGCCCUAUCAACCACAUCAUCACCCUUCUUUCAGAGAAAACUAUGACCAUUAUAUUCGCAACCCUCUUGCUGCUCAUACUAUAGGACAUGAAAGAGAAGCAAGUCAUUCGCAAUCCAUGAAUAAUCCUUCAGUACAACAUCAUUAUCCAUAA
Gilbertella persicaria is the source of this 2979-nucleotide messenger RNA. RefSeq lists its product as uncharacterized. Gene Ontology annotation, cellular component: plasma membrane. NCBI's taxonomy places the organism in Eukaryota, Fungi, Mucoromycota, Mucoromycetes, Mucorales, Choanephoraceae. The transcript is spliced from 10 exons. Gene Ontology annotation, molecular function: calcium-activated cation channel activity. Bases 1 to 2979 code for a protein of 992 amino acids. The record is from RefSeq and is a predicted model, not a curated record.